CGCGCGUCGUGCUUACCCGUCGUCGUCGUCGUUGUCGUUGUCGUCGUCGUCCUAUAGGGUAUAAUAUAGUCGUCGCCGACGUCAAAGUUUCCCGUCUUUUUCUCACUCACUCUUUCUCCGUUUCACUCCUACGUUCGCCGAGUUUUUUAUCUCACUUCUCACGUGUGUUUCCGAUAUUGAAAAAAUAUUCGAUCUAAAGUUAUUAUUUCGAUCUAAGUCAAAUUAUAUUAAUAGAAGCUUACUGUAAUAUAAAUAUGUAUAUAAUACAUUUUUUAUUCGCGUGCCUUCACUGCAUACAUCCCUUGUAGACUUGGGUGACUGCAGUCGUCGCCUCUCAUAACUCUCAACCUUCCUUCGCCGCAAUUUUUUUUUUUAAAUUUGGACUCAUCAUCAUAUAACGCACGUGUGUGCCACGCGUGUGCACUAUGACCUAACCGCGUCCGACCGCCGCCGCGCCGUCCGAACCCCAACGACGACGACGCCGCCGCCACAGCCGCUCGACGCGCGCCAACCGUCUGUAAUAGAUUACACACAAACGUGCCACGCCGGGUCGUGCUAAAGUGCGAUACAAUAUAUAUAGUGAGUACGAUCGCGUCUACAUAAUACAAUAUAGUAUUUAAUAUAAUAUUUCGCGGCCACCGUCACCAUGAUGGACCCUUUUUACUGGGAUCACCACCAACAGCAGCAACCGCACCACUAUCACCAUCACCUGCACCAGCAGCAUCACCAGCCGCCACCACCGCCGCCGCCACCGYUGCUGCAGCCUCACUCRCAACAGCAGCAGCUGGACCAACCACAGAGAUUACAGGACGGGACUUCAACAGCUGUCGCCGCGGCCGAUACUCGUCAGAACGACACUGAUAACGCGUCCGACGAUUCGUACCUGACGUCUUCUCAAAGCGCGAUGACGGCAGAAUCGGUAUCACCGCCGUUGGCCGCCGGAGGCGGAGGUGGUGGCUUAUCGCCCGACGUUAUGGGCGCCGCUGGGUGCGGCACGUGCUGUACCGCCACCACUAUCGGCGGCGGAACGGGCGACCGCAACGCCGGUUCCGAGUCUGCUGUGGCCGUGUGCUCAUGUCACCUGGCCGCGGCCGCAUCGCUGCCACCCCACUACGCCAGUCACCGUAGCACACCGGCCACAACGGCUGUGUAUGCACCGUACCCGUCCACCGAUCAGAAUCCGUACCCGAGCAUCGACACGUCAUCGUUCUACCCUCACUUGAGCAACCCGUACGGACUGAAAGACUCGACAGGCUCGUCGGAUAUGUGGUCUAGCGCCAGUCUGCAACCAUCCACUGGCUACUAUCAUUACGACUCCACUUUGGCCGCUUACGGGUACAGCGCGGGAUACGACUUGGCGGCCAGGCGGAAGAACGCCACCCGGGAGUCGACGGCCACGCUCAAGUCGUGGCUCAACGAGCACAAGAAGAACCCGUACCCGACCAAGGGCGAGAAGAUCAUGCUGGCCAUYAUCACUAAGAUGACGCUCACGCAGGUCAGCACGUGGUUCGCCAACGCCCGGAGGCGGCUGAAGAAGGAGAACAAGAUGACGUGGGAGCCCAAGAACAAGACGGACGACGACGACGACGACGACGCCGGGUCGUCCGACUGCGAGGACAAGGACAAGGACGAUAUGCUGAUGGGCGACGAGAAACAAUGCAACAAGGACGUCAGAAAAGAUGGUCACGGAGAUCACAUGAUGGGCCAGAGCGUCAUGUCGGACGGCGACGACGAUCGCAAGCCGAUGCUCCAACACCUGUACCACCCCGAUCAGAUGCACCACAUGAAGGUGCAUCACCAUCACGUCAUGCAGGACGAUCACCAUCAGGACUGCGGUAUACCGUUGCCGCCCACCAAGCCGAAAAUAUGGUCGCUGGCCGACACCGCCGCGUCCAAGACUCCGCCACCCGGCCACCAGUGGCCGAACGUCAUCAGUCCGAGCCUGGCGUCACCCGGUUUCACCAUGCCCAACACCUCGUCCCUGUCGCCAUCCGGAUCGUCUUACUCCAGGUACGGCGCCAACGGAUUUUAYGGCAGUGGUUACAAUGGCGGCAACAGUAAUUCGUCGUCGUCGUCAGCCCAGCAAAUGGCCGGAUAUCCGGACGUGCAGACCGACACGCCACCGCAAACCCCGCCCAACAUGAAAUUACCGCUGUCCGCCUCUUCCGGUCAACAGCAACAACAGCAGUUUGGCGGCCAUCAGGGCACUUACAACGGGUACCACCACCAGCAACAACAGCAACACCAGCAACACCAGCACAACAAUUAUCACCACCGGCAACACGUUCCGCCGCUCCAGCAACAGCAGCACGAUGUCGUCAGGUCGGCUCAAGACGUACAGCAGCAGCAACAGCAGCAACAGCAGCAAUAUCAUCAGCAGCACGUCRCGCUCAACCAACACAACAACAAUAACAACUCGAACACUAACAACAACAACCAUCAGAUGGCGGUUGUGGCCAACGACGCGAGUACGGCGUUCAAACCGUUUUACAAGACGCCUUCGCAACAACCGCACCAACAGCCGCAUCAGCAACAGCACCAGCAACAGCAGCACAGACAGAUGAACGGUUACGUGUCGCCCGUGUAAUUUUCGCCGCAGUUCAUCGUCAUCUGAGGGACGUUCGGACGACUGAACCUCCAGACACUGCUGCGCAGUGGAUUUCUAGCGCUCGCCAACACGRGAAACGGAAAUUCUUCGACUACUCUAUACAUAUUAUAUUUAUAUUAUUGUGCUGGUCGUUGUUACCGCCGCCGUUCGCCUUAUACUGGCGAU
Diuraphis noxia (Russian wheat aphid) is the source of this 2773-nucleotide messenger RNA. Its product is annotated as homeobox protein caupolican-like. NCBI's taxonomy places the organism in Eukaryota, Metazoa, Arthropoda, Insecta, Hemiptera, Aphididae. Gene Ontology annotation, molecular function: RNA polymerase II cis-regulatory region sequence-specific DNA binding; DNA-binding transcription factor activity, RNA polymerase II-specific. Gene Ontology annotation, biological process: regulation of transcription by RNA polymerase II; neuron differentiation; cell development. The record is from RefSeq and is a predicted model, not a curated record. Gene Ontology annotation, cellular component: nucleus.